Parus major (Great Tit) is the source of this 5768-nucleotide messenger RNA. RefSeq names its product beta-1,4-galactosyltransferase 6 (gene B4GALT6). The record is from RefSeq and is a predicted model, not a curated record. Gene Ontology annotation, molecular function: UDP-galactose:glucosylceramide beta-1,4-galactosyltransferase activity. Gene Ontology annotation, biological process: carbohydrate metabolic process; glycosphingolipid biosynthetic process. The transcript is spliced from 10 exons. The coding region runs from base 1313 to 2329 and encodes 338 amino acids. Lineage: Eukaryota; Metazoa; Chordata; Aves; Passeriformes; Paridae.
CACUGCUGCGGAAGGCGCUGCGCGUCUCCAACCGCUCCAUGCUCGCCUUCAUCUUCUUCUUCUCCUUUUCCUCAUCCUGCCUCUACUUCAUCUAUGUGGCCCCCGGGAUCGGUUUUACAGUUGGGUAACUUCCACUUCUGAAGAAACCACUUCAGAGGGAGACAAACCGUUGAUUUAGAAGAAGCUUCAUAAAAUAGCUGUGCAAGUUUGUGUCUAAAACAGACCAAAAAAAAAAAGUGCUGGUUUCCUUAGUUUACUUUUCUGCAGUUACUGAGAGACCAUCAGGCUUUUUCUCAGUGGAUGAUCCUUUUAGAACUGAUUAGCAUUACCCCAGAGCUAAGGCCAAUGGUAUUCUGUAUGGUGCUCCAUGGGAUUUCCCUGUUUUGGGUGUCUCUUGAUUAGAGAAUGUUUUCCUUUCUUUUUCCCCCAAGGAAUAUUGCCGCAUUUUUCUGCACAUCUCCUUGCUUAUCAGGUGCUACCUAAAUACUUGCAAAAUCACCUCUCUCUUUAUCCUUAGUGCUUAUAACUUCUCUCUGUAGUCCUUACUACAAACUGUCCACACUGAAUCUUCAGGAAUUGUUUCCUGUUGAUUGUGUCUUUAUGCUGUUUGGCUCCCUCUUGUUCACUAUCUUCUAUUUAACUUGAAAACACUUUAAAGGUGCAAUUGUUCCUUCUAUACUUAAAUAGUUCUAUAUAGUUCACCUAUUGUUCUAUAGUUCUCCUUUACUUAUGUACUUCCAACAAUAUUGACAAGUCUGCCAAUUAUUCUUCUAGUUCAAAUAAAUUAAAAAAAAUAGGAAAUAUGUAAUAUUUAUAGGAUUGGAGUUCUGAGCUUUCUUGUCUGGCAGUGUUUCUCUGCUGAAAGGGAUGUGAUGUAGUCUUCCAUGUGAGAAUGAUGCUGAUGUCCAUUUAGACAUCUUAAGUCUUUGAGGUGCUAGUGGAGGAUACAUAAAUAAAGUAGACUUUUAUUGCAAGUAAUUGAUACAUGAUUUGAAUAGCAGAGCACAGUUUCUACAUGUUUAUAAGUGGAAUUUAUAGCAUCUUACAUAAUGUUGCAGCCAUAGUUUUACUUUGUUACUUAAAUGUUUCUUGCUAAUGGGUAUUUUCUUAGGAAGUACAUUGUUUCACUAAGCAAGGCUUAUGCAGUACCUUGUUGAGAAUCAGAGCCUCUAGUGAUGAGACUUUUAAUUUCUGACUUCAUCUUUCUUCUCAGCUAUGGGAUUACAUGUGUAUUCACUUUCCUUUGUACCAGGAAUUAAAUGAAAUCAACUGUAUGUACCAAAAGUGUUCUUGAGCAAACACAUAUCUCUUUAUGGUGCAAGCUCGUGGUAUAAUGUUGAGAGAAAAUGUGAAAACAAUAGGACACAUGAUAAGAUUGUACACUAACAAAAAUACUACACUGAAUGGCACAGAUUAUCCUGAAGGAAACAAUUCUAGUGACUGGGUUGCUCAAACAACAAUGUAUCUUCCAGAGAACUUCACCUACUCUCCUUACCAACCUUGUCCAGAGAAGCUGCCUUAUAUGAGAGGCCUUAUUGAUGUCAAUAUGAGUGAAAUUAGUUUUGAUGAAAUUCAGCAACUGUUCUCAAAAGAUUUAGACAUUAAACCAGGAGGACACUGGAAACCAAAUGACUGUAAGCCACGGUGGAAGGUGGCUAUCCUUAUUCCUUUUCGGAAUCGUCAUGAGCAUCUUCCAAUUUUUUUCCGCCAUCUGAUACCUAUGUUGCAGAAGCAGAGGCUGGAAUUUGCCUUCUAUGUUGUUGAACAGACAGGUACACAACCUUUUAAUCGUGCAAUGCUCUUUAAUGUUGGCUUCAAAGAGGCAAUGAAGGAUGCUGUCUGGGACUGCAUAAUAUUCCAUGAUGUGGAUCACUUACCUGAAAGUGACAGAAAUUACUAUGGAUGUGGAGAAAUGCCACGUCAUUUUGCAGCAAAGCUGGACAAGUACAUGUACAUCCUACCAUACAAUGAGUUCUUUGGUGGUGUAAGUGGCCUGACAGUGGAACAAUUCAAGAAGAUCAAUGGUUUUCCAAAUGCCUUUUGGGGAUGGGGUGGAGAAGAUGAUGAUCUUUGGAACAGGGUUCACUAUGCUGGAUACAAUGUAACAAGACCAGAAGGUGAUUUAGGGAAGUACAAAUCCAUUCCUCACCAUCACAGAGGUGAAGUCCAGUUUUUAGGACGAUACAAACUUCUGAGGUAUUCCAGAGAACGUCAGUACAUUGAUGGGUUGAACAAUUUAGUAUAUACUCCUAAAAUAAUUGUCAGUAGAUUGUAUAAAAAUAUAACUGUUAAUCUCAUACCAGAACUUGCUCCUGUUAGAGACUAUUGAUGGAAGUGGAGCGGCAAGAUAUCCUACCAGAAUAAACUUUUAACACUGGAAGCUACUGAUAAACACUGUAAAACAAAGCAAAACCAACAAACAGCAGCUUAGAAUUAGUUUUUUGACCAACUGAUGAUGCAUAUUUGGGAUGAGAAGUGAUUGUAUGUACCAUGCAUUUUGUCCUGAAAGAAAAGCCAGCAGCUACCACUCAGAUGUUUACAGCAUGAGACUACUGUUCAAGCCUUCAUUCUUCACACUCUCUAUCUUAACUACUCAACUAAACAAACUGCAGAAAACAGACUUGUAGCUUCUCUGGAAGUAAGAACAGGCCUCUUCCAGGAAUUUUUUUAUACUAAAUUGCCCCUCCUCGUAUUUAAAUGAAUGCUUUUGUUUCUUUUUAAAAUGUGUUUUGUAAAUAUGUGAUGUAAAUUAAUGUGUGUACAUUGCUUUUCAAUUGUUCAAUAUUUUAUGCUUUGGUAUGUAUUUGAGUGUGCUCUCAUUUGAAUUCUAUAGGAAUGUUUUUAUUAGCAUGAAAGAACAAGUGUAAAAUGUAAGUAUGCUUAUAAAAAGGUUAUACCUUAUGUGAAAUGAAGGAAAUAUUAAUUUUUGGCCAGCUAUGACUGUAAACUGUUAUACUAGUUUUGAGCUCUAGGCCUCCUGCAUAUCUAUAUAGAAAAAUCAAUUUCUUAUACGAACCUGCUAGAAAGAAAGCUUUUAAUUUUAUUUAUUGCCAGCAAAAUUGUAUGAUACCCUGCCUGCCAUCUGAAUUGUAUUUAUAUGCAUAUUGCAUGUGUAUUACAAAAAAUCUUGCAGUUGUUGCAUAUUAUGAUCUACAGGAACUCUUAACUGUUUCCAAGUGUGCCACUAGUGUCAAUGUCAGGGAUUUUAAUGCCUAAAACGAUGUGUCUGGGUGCGUACAGUACUUUGGUAUUGGUUUUUUGUUUUUAUUUUUAUUUUUUUAAUUCUAGUAAACAGCACUUUUUUUCCUCCAAAAUCAGAAGAGCCAAAAAUAUGUCUUCAUUGGAAGAAUAUUAAAGUUAGAUUUUUAAGAGAAUAAUAAAACAUAGUUCUAAUAGUUCAAAUGCUUGCAGAGUGGGAUUUUCAGAAGCACGGUGUUGGCCGCAUUGUUCUGCUGAUGAGGAUGGUGAUGACAUAAGCAGAACAGAAAGCAGGCCAUUCCCAAGUGCUUUUUAAAAUUCCACUCAUAAUAUAUUAUUCAAUAUAGCUAUUUAAGGGCCUAUUCUGGUAGAGUGCUGAGUGCUUCUAUGAUGCACUGAGGAUCCUCAAGUCGAUGACUGUCAAUGAGAUUGAGGUUGCACAGUCCCACUAAGGAUUGGUCCUGUCUGUUUCUCUAUUUUUGUGGUGUUAAACGUAUGAAUAACUAGCCUCUUUCCUUAUCUUAUUUUCUCUUUGCUUGCAAUGUUAUGCUACCUAAAAGUAUCCCACUGCUAAGCAUUAUUAUCUUUCUUAAUAUUUUUUUACAUCCCUUGUUAAUACAAAGGAAAAGGACCAGGUCAUUUAUUUUCUAUGUUAGUGCAAAUAUAGUGACCAAGAUAUGCUAAAUUGUUUUGUUUGUCACAGUUACUCAACUCUUUAGGAACCAAAGACUGACUUCUGCUCCCAUAAAGAAUGGAAAGCAGUAUAUAUAAUAAGGAUUGUUUAUCCAUAGAGUGUUCUGUAAGAGUGUUGACAAAGAAUCCUAACUUUAAGUCAUUACUAUAUGUUGGUUUCCUGAAUUGCUGCCACAAAUGGUGUAGUGCUUUGUAUAUUUUAAGUUUGUUUGCCAUAAACACCUUUUAUUUCUUUGGCAUCCCAGCAGCAAAUUCUGCCCUUAGCCAUCCUUCAGUAAUGUUAUGAGCUUAGCUGUAAGCAUCCCAAAUAUUUAGUAGAAAUAUUGUAAUUUAAUUUAGUAGUUACGAACAAUUGUAAGGGAUAUUUUAUACCAUACUAGAAUUACCUUAAUAUCUACCAGUUAAUCUAACAUGCUUUAGGAACGAUGUAAUACACUGAAAAUAACUAAAAGCAUAAAGUGAAGAAAACAUCCUUCAAAAGCAUGCAUAAGUGGUUUGCUCACCUCCUGAUAGAUUUUUCUAUAACUGGGUAUAUAGAACAUUCUGAAGCAUAUGGAGAAAGGAGAGAUAAUACACUGUAUGAACAAUUAUAUCUCCAAAAUAAAAUUAGUCGUAUUUCAUAGCAGGCUACAAUACAGUUCUUUAAGAACAGUUGAAUAAAUUUUUAAAUCCCUCAUGUAAUUUUGAAGUGAUUUCUGGUUUUCAGUACAGGUUCACCUACAAUUUCACACCUACGAUCAUGAAACAUCUUUUGGUACCGUAGGUCUGUACUGUUUUCUGAAGCAUGCUUUUGUGCCAAUUACUUAGGCAUUCUGUGAAAUAUAUGUGCAAUUAUAAAAAAAAUCUUAUGCAUAUAUAUGUAUAUAUACUUACAUAUAUACAUACUAUAUUACACAUAUGCUGUGGCUGAACUAAUAUAACUUUACAGCUUUAAGUGAUUGAUCAUGUAUGGUCCUAGAAAAACGUGAUUUAAACCAGUCUGUGAAUGGAUUGUGACAUAUAGCUGAGUUCUUAAAAAGUUUACAUUUUGGUGCCCCAAAAUGAUGGAUGUUAAAUUAUGAAUUGCUGACCAACACUCUUCUCUAAAUACCUUUUAUCACUUUGUUUGGAAGUUUUAGAAGUUGCCAUCUUAAAUUACAUCAAACUAGUGUUUGUAUACUACCUGCUUGAACUCAGUACUUUUCUGUAGUGAAUUUUAACAUAGACAGUGCCUUCAAACACAAUAAAUAUGAUGCAGAACUAAGAGUUGUGCACAUUCCUUUGGAUAAUUUCAUGGUUCUUGUAAAAUGUAGAGAGAAGCCAAUCACAUUGGCUUUUGCAUUGCUGACAAGGCAAAUGAGGGAUGUCUUCAAGGAGUGAACAUGGAGUGAGAAGAAGGGAGUAUUUUACAAGAUUCUGAAGGUCUUGCAAAUUAGCAAGUAAAAACAUUACAGAAAUAUUAAGAGUAGAAUCUGGUUAAUGUGCUAAGAUACUCUCAAGCCCCUUUUCUCUAUUUCAGAUUUAAGUAGGAGAAUAUAAAAUAUAAAGUCCAUUUUUCAAAUAGGCAGUGUAUUGAAAAGCAAGUGCAAAAUGUCCUUUUUCUUGGAUCUUGCCACUCUAUUUUUCUAUCGUUACGUUUACUAAUUGUUGUAGUGGGUUACUAAUGAGCCAGCUGUUUAAAAAAAUUAAAAGGAUCCAUUGCAUAUCAGCAAGCGGAAGUGUACUUAAGAUUAUUUUAUUUGUAGAGGUAUGUAAGAUAGGCUUAAUGAAAAAAUGCACUGAAACAAAUGCUGGGAAUUUCCUGUGUACUAUCAUAGUUUUGGGUUUUUUUGUUGUUCAUGAAAAUGUUUGUACUUUUUUAUCAUUGUCUUUUAUGAAAUAUAAUGUUCUAAAGAUUG